Erythranthe guttata (spotted monkey flower) is the source of this 1641-nucleotide messenger RNA. RefSeq names its product DNA binding protein. The record is from RefSeq and is a predicted model, not a curated record. NCBI's taxonomy places the organism in Eukaryota, Viridiplantae, Streptophyta, Magnoliopsida, Lamiales, Phrymaceae.
AACACACACACACACACACACACACACACACACUGCACUUCUGCUCUCCCAACUCAACCUAUUCUACCCAGAUUUGCACCGUCGUAAUUGCUGCCUAUUAUAUAAGUCAUGCACGCGGCAAAGAGUUGUUGGGCCGGACAAGUAUUUGCCACCGCUUCCAACAAUGACUCGGCGGGGAAAAAGUCGAGGAUUCGAAAGUCGAAAGAGGAGAGGAAAUCGAUGGUUGAAUCUUUCAUUAAUAAAUAUCAGAAAUCGAAUAACGGGAAUUUUCCAUCCCUCAACCUGACCCACAAAGAAGUCGGUGGCUCGUUCUACACCGUACGAGAAAUCGUUCGAGAGAUAAUUCAAGAAAAUAGAGUGUUGGCUCCACCUAAAUUGUCUCUAGAAGAAAACGGCCAUUCCGGAUUCCUCGAACAACACCCUCUUGGAUCUAUUUCUAUAGAACCUCAAAUCGAUUUGUCGGCAUCGGAUAUAAUUCAUAUGGCUACACACACUAUGCCAAAUAGUUAUCAAAUUACAAGUGAAGAAUACAUUUCUAAGUCGAGCGUGCAGUACAAUGGGUCGUACAAUAUGGAAGUGAACGAUGAAGAAAUCAUUAAAGAAGUUGGCCAAGAUGUCGUAACAAAUGUCGACCAUCAAGAAAAUAGUGACGUCAUUCUUCAGUAUGAGCAAUCUCACAAAGAAAACGGACAGAUAGUUGAUAAAAUCAAUGAAUUUGGGCAAAGAAUUUAUCGAGAAUCGGAAGUUGCUGUGGAGAUUCUUGAUAGAGAGAAAUAUGGAGCCGAAGAGUUAGAAACAUCACAAGCGAUAGAUUCUCACGUGAAGUCUGAUGUUGUGGUGGAGACAUUUCCUUUGAGGCCCGUACUUCAGACAAUUCUCACCAUGGAUGAAAAAUCUGGUAACCUACACGAGACAGCUGGCACUUUGGAGAAGGGUGAGGAGAAGCUUCUAGAAUCGACAGUGGAAUCGAAUGGAGAGUACAAGAAUGAAAAAGUGGUGAUAAAUCUUCAACUCACGUCUCUGGAAUCUUUGAACGAUCAAUCGGGCUCUAAAGUUAAUGUGCUUAAUAUAGCUGACAAUGCAGAUCUCGAGUCCAAGAACUCCUUACCUGAUGGAACUAAGGCCAGCAGUUCUAAGGACUGUUUGAUUUCCGAGAACUCAAGUACACUUGGAAGGAAAUCGAGCGAUCAAGAAAAUAGCAAUUUGCCCAAAGGAAAAAAUCCCAUGUUGGAUAGAAUCAAUCUUGAAACCUGGGAAGGAACAUCGAGGAAAGCUACUCGACCUGAAAAUAAUCCACUUCUAGCAUUAGUAAAGGCGUUCAUCACUUCUUUCGUGAAGUUUUGGACUGAAUAAGGUUUUCUUCGUUUUCUCCGUUUAACAAAUCGUCUCAUCUUAGAAAACGGUUAGUCUUCUCAUCUCAUUUGAUGUUUUAUUCUGUUUUAUUUGUUCUGUUCAAGUUGUAGUUUGUAAUCCCUUAAUGUUUGCAUGUCUUCUGUGUGCUUGAGUUAUCGAGACAUUGAUUUUUCGAUCAUUUUUUUUAGAAUUGUUUUAAGUAUUCUUUGCUAUCUUUUUUGUCGAAGAAUACAAUUAAAAAUGUUUGUAUAAUAGUUCUUACUUCGUUCGAAAUUCAAAUUCUCUUUC